Messenger RNA from Zingiber officinale, 3073 nucleotides. RefSeq names its product alpha-mannosidase I MNS4-like. The record is from RefSeq and is a predicted model, not a curated record. The transcript has 18 exons. Gene Ontology annotation, molecular function: mannosyl-oligosaccharide 1,2-alpha-mannosidase activity; calcium ion binding. Gene Ontology annotation, cellular component: endoplasmic reticulum; membrane. Lineage: Eukaryota; Viridiplantae; Streptophyta; Magnoliopsida; Zingiberales; Zingiberaceae. Gene Ontology annotation, biological process: carbohydrate metabolic process; mannose trimming involved in glycoprotein ERAD pathway; endoplasmic reticulum mannose trimming. Bases 45 to 2012 code for a protein of 655 amino acids.
UUUCUUUCUUUAUCGAAUGGGGUGCCGCCGCCGUUUACCUUGGCAUGCUCGUUUACAUAGCCAGAAUCGGUAAUCCACCAGCCGCCAGCCGCCCCAGCUCUGUUUCUCUCUGCUGUCGGAAGCGUGUCGAACUCCAGACGAAGAAGCGAGGUUGGCGAUCCCUUGACGGAGAGAAAGGAAUGAAGUUGAGACCGUUGGUUCUACUUCUUGUAGCAUCUUCCGUGGUUUUUUUGCCCGGAGUUUUUGCGGAUGGAGUCACUCCCUUGGAGGCCAAAGAGCUCAGAGACGAGGUGCGUGAGAUGUUUUAUCACGCUUUCAAUGGAUAUAUUCAGCAUGCUUUUCCUCUUGAUGAAUUAAGACCCUUGAGUUGCAAAGGAGAAGACUCGCUUGGUGGUUAUGCAUUAACUCUCAUAGACUCCUUGGAUACCUUGGCAUUACUGGGGGAUACUGAAAGAUUCGGUGAAGCUGUUGAAUGGGUCUCUAAAAAUGUUAACUUUGCAAUUAAUAAAACAGUUUCAGUUUUUGAGACCACAAUUAGGAUUCUUGGGGGCUUGCUCUCUGCUCAUCUCAUUGCCAGUGACUACUCUACGGGUAUGAAGAUUCAAUCCUAUGAUGAUCAAUUACUUCAUUUGUCUGCGGAUUUGGCACAAAGAUUACUGCCUGCCUUUGACACUCCCACAGGAAUCCCAUUUGGAUCUGUCAAUUUGUUACAUGGAGUUGAUGAAAACGAAAGCAAGAUAACAUCAACAGCAGGUGGUGGCACUCUGACAUUGGAAUUUGGGGUGCUUAGUCGUUUAACUGGCAACCCAGUUUUUGAGCAAGUUACAAAGAAUGCUGUGCGAGGAAUAUGGGCUCGCAAAUCAAAGAUCAACCUUGUUGGAGCUCAUAUCAACAUUUUCACUGGUGAGUGGACUCAAAAGGAUGCUGGGAUAGGAACGAGCAUUGAUUCUUUCUAUGAAUACCUUCUGAAGGCAUAUUUGUUGUUUGGAGAUGAGGAGUACUUAUUUAUGUUUCAAGAAGCUUACAAGGCAGCCAUGCGUUACCUCCACCACGAUCCUUGGUAUGUGGAGGUGAAUAUGAACUCUGCUGCUACAGUCUGGCCAUUGUUUAACAGUUUACAAGCAUUCUGGCCAGGGCUUCAGGUUUUAGCUGGAGAUAUUGAUCCUGCUAUUCGCACACAUGCUGCUUUCUUCAGUGUCUGGAAAAGAUACGGAUUUACUCCAGAGGGCUUUAAUCUUGCAACUAUGAAUGUCCAGCUUGGUCAAAAGAGUUAUCCCUUGAGACCAGAAUUGAUUGAGAGUAAUUACUGGCUAUUUAAAGCUACCAGAGAUCCCAGGUACCUUAAUGUUGGAAGGGACAUGGUGGCAAGUCUUCAAUAUGGAGCUAGGUGCCCAUGUGGAUAUUGUCACAUAGCAGAUGUAGAGACUCACGAGCAGGAUGAUCAUAUGGAAAGUUUUUUCCUCGCUGAAACAGUUAAAUAUCUUUGGUUGCUUUUUGAUUUAGCUGUGGGUCCAGAUAAUAUUGUUGAGAAUGGGCCAUACAAGUACAUAUUUAGUACAGAGGGUCACCUUUUGCCUAUUACUCCAGAAAUAUCUUUUAUCAAUGAGCACUGCUCGUAUUUUGGAGCAUUUUGCAAAGAUGAAGCUAAACAUGAAUAUGAUGGCUAUGAGACGACACUUAAACAUCAGGAAACAAAUAAUACUCAUCCUCAUAGAACCCAAGUUCAUCAGUUCAAUACCCAGAAUUCAUUUUCAACUUCAGGCUUCAUGAAGGGACACUGUCCAGGCUUGACCCAUGCCCAGAGGUUUGGCAUUUCAUAUACCGAAUAUAAAGAGGAUACCUUCACUAGUGAAGCUAGUCAACUUCAUGAUCAUUCUGUCAUCGUUGUUACUGACCCAAGUUCAAAACCGACCAAGCACAGCAACGAUAACGAUAGCAUUCAGGAACCAGAGGAGGAACUUAAACACAAUGAAGGUGAUACACAGCAAGAGAAGGAUGUACCAGCUAAGUGAAAUUUGCUUGGGCGAAUUCCACAGAAGACGGAUUCAAGGACUCGUCUGUUUGGCCCCUUCAUUACUGACAUUGAGUUGGUUGCUGUUCAUAUACUCAAUGAAUGCUUGCUGGCUCUUAAUGUGAAUUCAACAAAGCAGACAGAAGAAAGCAGCUGGCCACAUGCGGCUAAGCGCAACCCUUCGCGACUAGAUGUGCCACGAGCCAAGCCGAGGGCUAACACGGAUCUGUGUCGAUGACACUCGACCGAGACAGUCUGUGGCCCCUCUUUGCUAGCCAAACUACACCCACAUUGAUUCAGAGUUCCAGAGUCUUGUGCUCAUGUACAUUGAACAAGACAGUGGACUGCCUGCCAGCGUGCGCAUUAGGUAGCUUGUCACAAAGAUAAUAAAUCAGCUUGUUUCUUGCUUGAUGAAUCAUUGACUUCUCAACCAAGAAACAAAGAAAAUCUUUCUCAUGUGUGGUGUGUUUGGGUUUGAGGAACAACUUUUGACACAAUGAGUUAUUAUUAUAUCUACUGCAACUUUCCACAAUGUCUCCUGGAAAUAUGUUUUCAGAUAUCUUCAUCCAAACCAGUUCAAUUCAAAGCAAGCAUUAACUCACUGAUUUCUUCACCUUCUCUAAUUGAUCACAUGUGCUGUCGGGAGCAUCAUUGCACGUCUGAUUAGGCCCUGUCUACUGCAACAGAGAUGGUGGAUUAUUAUUGCAUGUCCAUAAAUAUAUUUUCCAAUCCACCAGGACUUCGAUUCAAAGAACAAGAGAUGUACUCAAAACUUGAUGCUUAUCUUUUACACAAUAGCAGGAAGGUACAAAACUUCAACCACACUAUUCGACUUUGAUACAAAAACAAGCAGGCAGACUUUCUAUGUACAAUUGCGUGAAAUACAAGUAGUCCUGAAGAACUCUAAUUUUUUUGUUCCUUUAGCAUCUUUUGUGUUUCAGAAGAUGAUCCAGUUGACAGAGAUGCAGUUUCAAGCUUUCUUUUCAGCAGGACUGUGGAGUUGGGCAAAUCCAAGCAAAAUUAUCUAUUUUCAUAAAGAAAAUACUGGAUUCCUUUUGCAUA